Messenger RNA from Plasmodium relictum, 2067 nucleotides. RefSeq names its product protein prenyltransferase alpha subunit, putative. The coding region runs from base 1 to 2067 and encodes 688 amino acids. Gene Ontology annotation, molecular function: Rab geranylgeranyltransferase activity; protein binding. The transcript has 8 exons. Gene Ontology annotation, biological process: protein geranylgeranylation. NCBI's taxonomy places the organism in Eukaryota, Apicomplexa, Aconoidasida, Haemosporida, Plasmodiidae. Gene Ontology annotation, cellular component: cytoplasm; Rab-protein geranylgeranyltransferase complex. The record is from RefSeq and is a predicted model, not a curated record.
AUGCAUGGAAGAAGAGCAAAUCACUCAAAAGAUGAAAAUUUUAAAUUAGAAAAAGUUAAAGAAUUGAUUUUUGUAAUAAACAAUUUAACUAAAAAGAAAAAAAAUAAUACUUAUGAAAAAGAACAUAUAGAAAUAACCUGUAUGAUUUUAAAAAAAUGUCCAUACGUGCAGACCUUAUGGAAUUAUAGAAGAGAAUAUUUUGAAUCAAUUAAAGAUGAAUACGUUAAAGAAAAUGAAGAAAUUUAUGUAGAAGAUGAAGGGGAUGAUAGAAAAAAUUGUACUAAAAAAAAUCUGGAUGAAUUAAGAAAAAUAAUUAAAAAUGAGAAUACAAUGGUUGAAGAUGUUUUAAAAAAAUUUAAUAAAUGUAAUGAGUUAUGGUUUCAUAAACUAUGGUUAAUAAAAUACUCCUUAAAAAAUAAUUUAAUAAAUGUUUUUGAUUUAUUAAAUGAGUUAGAAUUCUGCAAAAGUUGUUUUCUUAUUGAUGAUAGAAAUUAUCAUUGCUGGAAUUACAGAUCAUAUAUAAUAGCUUGUAUAAAUAUUUCCCUUAGAAAAUUAAAACAUGAAGAAAAAGAAAAUGUUGACUUAAAAAAAGUUAAUGUUGAUUUUAAUGUUUAUAAAAUAAAUUAUGAUUUAUCAAAGAUGUUAAUUGAAAUGAACUUUUCUAAUUUUUCUGCUUGGUUUUUGAAAUACUCAUUAAAAGAGUCAUUAGUUGAUACUGGAGAAGAAUUAUACUUAAUUAAAAAUGCUAUUUUUACUGAUCCUUUUGAUCAAAGCUUAUGGGAAUUUUACAAAUGGUUUCUUUUUCAAAAAGGGAACUAUGAAGAAGAUGUAUUUUUUAUUCUUUUAGAUAAUAAUUGUUUUUUUUUUUUUUUUCAAAAUUUAGUUAAAGUAAAUAUAUCAAAAUGUAAAUGUUAUGAUUCAAAAAGCAAUGAAAUAAAUGGUCAGUGGGAUAAACAAACUAUUACUAUAAAUAAUUCAAGUAAUAAUUUAGAAUCUUUUGUAUAUAUUUUUAAAAUUAAUAAAGAUGUAAAUUUGAGUGAAGUUACAUAUUUAAAAUUUGUUAUAUAUUAUUUUAAAUAUAAUAUAUAUAAACCUGAUAAAAUAUAUUAUGAAAAAAAUAUAUUACAAGAUUUAUUAAUUGGUUGUGACUACUUAAAUGAAGAAAAUAAAUUUGAAUACGUUAUUACCUAUGAAGUCGAUUUUCAAAAGUUUUCAAAAAAUAAAAACUUUAAGAUAUUACUAGAUUAUAAUAAAAAAAAUAGAAUAUGUAAUGAAAAGCUUUAUCAAAUAGAUUAUAGAAAUCAAUAUUGUAAUUUAUAUAAAUAUAUAAAUUACUCCGGUAUAUCCUUAAGUUUAGGAAAAUCUACUGACUUCAAUUUAUUAUAUUCCGAACUUGAACAAAUUAAUGAGUUACUAAAUUUAGAAAAUAAGUGCAAAUUUGCAUUGCUUACAAAAUUUGAAAUAUUAAAAAGAUUAGAAAAAUUCAAAGAAGUAUUUGAAGUACUUGAAUUGUUGAAAGAAGUUGAUUAUACUAGAAUAGAAUAUUAUAAAGACAUGGAAGUAGAAUUGAAAAUAAAAAAAAAAAUACAUGAUUAUUACCAGGAUUUCGAAAUAGAAAAUAAUAAUAAGAUAUUAGAUCUAAAUAAUUUAGGUAUUAACGAUCUAAUUUAUCCUCUGAUGAUUGAAGCAUUUUUUAUAUAUAAAAUUAAUUUAUCUAACAAUCUCAUAUCGGAAUCAUAUACAGGAAAAUUUGCAUUAAAUUUUUUAUAUAAUUUGAGGGAAUUAUAUUUAAAUAAUAACCAAAUAAAAAAUUUUACUAUUCUUAUGAAGAAUUUAUAUAAUCUUAAACUAUUAGAGAAACUUGAUGUAAGCAACAACAUCUUAGUAAAUUUAGAUGAAAAUCUUGAUAAAUUUGCAUUCAUUAUAUUACCAUUAUUGAAGGAUAUCAAUAUUAGUUAUAGCAACCUUUCUUUACUUUUAAAAGAUAAAUAUAAAGAUAAAAAUAAAUUAAACACUUACGAUGUUAUUAGGGAUAAUGAUAACAUAAUUUUAUCGAAAUUUCAAUAA